GAGUCAGUGAGUUCAACGUACAGAGAGGCAGAAGGAGCCAUGGCAGAGACCAGCCUGGGUGGUGCUGGUGUCGUGAAGACGAUCCUACAAAGUGCAGCAGCAGGCUUCACUUUUGGAGAAGCUGCGUUAUUUGCAGUUGAGCCCGCACUGACUGAAGAUGGCGUCCAGCUCAAUGCUGCCACUCAGGCUGCUGGUCGAGCCGGCUCCACAGGCGUCGGGGUAGUGACGGCGUGCCUCGUGUUCACCUCUGUGCUCCUCUCUCUGGGAAGUGGUUUCCUCCUUGCUGCUAUGACGAUGAAGCUGUGGGUCAAAGUUGGAGCAAGGCUGCAGUGGGUAGUGGAGGCCGCAACGGGAGUCUCUGUGGUGGUGGGUGCCGUCACUACUGGAGUGUUAGCGGGCGUCCUUCCACCGUGGAUCUACAUCGCAGCUCAAGGCGUUCUGGUCCUUGUCGUCUACUCAUACUCCAAUAUUAACGACAUGACCACAGCUCUCUUAAUCAUCUUCACCACCCUCUACCUCAGCGUCCUGUAUGGAAGAAUGGGCGUGAUGAUUGGACUCUUCGUCGUGGGGUUGACCAUCUCUGUGCUUUGCGCCCUUCGUAAGGCUCUGACAGAGAGGAUGACACAAAGACCAAAAUCUAAAACCGGCUGCAAACUUUUAGAGAGGAUCUUCUUCUACUCUGUUUUUGUAGGUAUACUGGGAUUCUCAGUAGGUUUAGGUGCAGGUGAAGCAGGAGAAGGCUCCGAAGCAGAGGUGGUUUUGAUGCUGCAGUCGGUCCUCUGGGUGGCGUUCCUGUCCGCAGGGCUGCUCGGAGCUGGCCUGGGAACUGUGGCCACGGUCGGGCUGGGGCCAGGGGUGGCUGGAAAGGUUGCUGUGGGAGCUGCUGUAAUAUCAUCACUUGCCCUGAGAGCUAUUCUGCACUCGAACUCAUCUCUAGGGCCCCGGAGCAGCAUGGGGGGGACAUUAGGAGCAGCUACAGCUGCGGGGGUGUCACUCGGAGCUGCGAGUGUUGCAGCAAAACAGGCAUUCGGGUCCAGAAAUUCAGCUUUAGCCAUUUUAGGUUCAGUUGCUGUCGGUGCAGUUGUGGCAGUGAGAGCUGUAGCACUGAAAGCAACUCUGCCUUCAACAUCAGAACUCAUAACGAUCACCCUUGUUGCAGUGGGGGCAUUUGUUCUGGGUGCACCAAAGAGCCCAUUCCACACUCAGGUGAAUCUACAAAGGGGCCUCCUCACGGGGCCGGAGCUAAUUAAAGGCAUCGGCAUGGAGACGGUCACCGCAGCAGCAGCGCCGAUUGGCGCCGGUGCACUUGGGGCUGCAGCGCUCGGCACCGCAGCUCUGGGGAGACUGGGGACUGUGGGAGUUGUGGUGGCUAUAUUGUUGGCUUUGGGAAGUGCUCUUAGUGGCAUGAUAGUAAAAUCAGCGCCGACAACAAGCACACACACAGACUGAUCAAGCCAGAGUUUAGAUCCUUGUGUCAGAGUGUCUGAACACGAGGACAAACACAGAAGAAGAGUGCAAGUGUGUGUAUGUGUGUAUGAAUUAAGUUAUCGUCAGGGACACACAUCAGAGCCAAGACCAGUUAAGAUGGGACGGCUUUUCCAGCUGGGGGAAAAAGUUGUGUCCACAAUGCAGAACAAGCUGAUUGUUGGGUCAGUGGUCAGGGUAAGGUUUGGGGUUGGUCUCCAGGAAAUGAAUGUAAGCCUAUGUAAUUUCCCCAAAUGUGACCCAAAUUAAUUAUUUGCAUUAUGCAUUAUUGCAAGUGUACACUAGAGCUUCGAUGGAGCCCAACCCUACAUGAACCUGCAUAGUUUCUGUCCAAGCUUUACGGAAUACUGAACCACGGCAGCUAUUUUGGGCCCGAGCCCGAGUCGAAAACCAAAAUUUCCAAUUACAUUUUUUUUCUUAAAGCAUUUGUAAUGAGCUAAGGGCUGACAUGUUUGCCCACACCACUUCUCCGUCUUCCCUUCCCUCUGUUUCUUCAAGAGUCUGUCGCCCGCUCUGCUUCUCACGCACAACAGGUUGGGCAAAGCGGGUUGCACCCCUCAAUGUGUCUUCUUUUUCAAGUGCCCACGGAGGUCCACGGCUAUGUGGCGCUCAGGUGAUGAUCACUGCUCUCCGCUGCAUGUCAUGCACAUCUCUCCCACGGCCAACCGAGUCACCUUGCAGCCCCUCUCGCUGGCUUUCCUUUGUUUUCCCUCGAGUCCAGUGCAACUUUUUCCAUCUCACGAGAACUGCCAGUUUCAUCCAUCUCUUGUACAGAACACUAGAGUUUGUGUAUAAUGGGCUAUAGCCCCGUUUCCACCAAACACUUUCAGUAUGGUACCUUUGGAACCAACAGUAACCCUUCAGACAUGGUAGCUAGACCCUAGUGUUUCCACUGCAAACAGUACUCUUAAAUGAGGGCGGGGUUGUUGUCACUCACUGCUCCGUCCAGCACUCACUGUAUUUCCUUAUCAUUGGUGACACAGAUGGAAGUCUGCACCUCGUUUAUCGUCCACAGAACGAGGCUGCACGCCGACAUUUUCAGAACAAAGUCAAACAGGCUGCAGUGAGAGUCUCUCUCCAUGGGGUAGAGAGUGACCGUCCUCUAUUGACCAAUCAACAGACUGCAGUGUUCACAGCUCCACCUUUUAGUACCAGAUCUGUGUGCUAGGAACCCCAACAGAGGGGGACCAAAAAUGGGGACGGUACAGAACGAUUCCACUGGUACCAUCCACAACUUUUCACAGUGGAAACGGAAAAAAAGUGAACCCAACUCAGUUGCUCUUCCUGCGGGUCUCUACUUGUCCAAAGGACAGAGGGAUGUCGUCUGCUGUAAAGCCCUCUGAGGCAAGUUGGGAUUUGUGAUAUUGGGCUUUAUAGAUAAAAUUGAACUGAGCUGAACCAUACUGCUCGGUGGAAACAGGGCUUAUAUGAGCAAAUGACCCCCUUGUGCUAACAAUUUCAAUCUAAUUCUCAAGGUCAGCAUUUUCAUUAGUUAUAAUGAGUUCAAGCCAGCACAGUCCAUAUAUCCGCCAUGACAUUACACAGACUGUGAGCCCUGUGUUUUUUCUUUUCUUACAAGGGACGUUGGCACAAACCUGUCCUGAUUCAAGCCCGAGAAAUUACAGCUCGAACCUGGUGGGUUGGGUCAGGCAGAGAAUCGAAGCUCUAGUUGACACAUCUGAGCCUAUGAGAUGAUUUUUUUUUUUUUUUACACAAAAAGUACAUUUGCUUAUCGAUCAAACCUGACAAUUGUGUCACAAAUGUGUUGUUGUUGCUGCAAGUGUUGAAUAAAGACAAUGACAAGUAUUAUC
Messenger RNA from Epinephelus moara (kelp grouper), 3296 nucleotides. RefSeq lists its product as uncharacterized. Bases 40 to 1449 code for a protein of 469 amino acids. The transcript has 2 exons. The record is from RefSeq and is a predicted model, not a curated record. Lineage: Eukaryota; Metazoa; Chordata; Actinopteri; Perciformes; Serranidae.